AUUACAAUGUUUUGUUAGGAUUGUUUCAUAUUUGUUUAUUUUUAAAAUGUUUUCCAACUCAAUGCCACUUUCCGCUGGAAAACAUCAACCACUCUGUUUACAUCGGCUGAUUGGACGAUGUCUGGGAGAUCUUCCGAUGGUACCGUACGAUGCCGUCGAGCUCAUGCGCGUUCCGUUUUUCGAGAGAAGCCGGAUUGUGUGUAGUUUACCUGAUGUUUUAAAUUAAACCUAAUUUCUCGCGAAAAACAUUCAGGCAGAACACGUGUGUGAGUUCGGUGAGCCCGUUCAUACCACGCGGUCCACGGUGGUGGUAGUGAGCGAUCGCUCUCACUCUCUUUAAAAACUGAGUCGCGAGAGUGAUUUUGAGAGAAAAAUGUUGCAGUUUCAGUGAAAAUCUGACAGUUUUCUGUGCAGAUCAUAAACAUUGAGCGAUCUGACAGACAGCAAGAAAAGGAAAACAAAUUUUAAGUGAGUACAUGAUCGUUCGAAGAUUUGUGCCCUGAAGUGUCAACAAAAAUGGACCAGACGGAACAGCAGUUUAGCCUAACUCUAUCGUCGGAGCCGUUCUGCACGUUCUGUCUGCGGGCAAGCCCGCCAAACGUGCAGCUGUACAAGUACAUCACGGGUGGGUUCGUCGAGCUGCGGCUGUCGUUUGAGUCGAUACUCGGGUACGAGUUCCACCUGGACAGCUUUGCCAUCUGUAAGCCGUGCUGGAGCUUAGCACAACUGUUCCAGGACUUCCGAACACGGUGUCAGAGGGCCAACGGGUUGCUGGAGCGGAUAGGUCAUGGGCUGAGGGGGGAGGGAGAUGACGGUUGGUUUGGGGAGCAGAACCUUGCGACCAUCGAGGGCAUCCAGAAGGUGAUUCAGGACCAGUUGGCACAGAUUGAGAGGGUUGAUGCAAAGGGGGAAGAUGUUCGGAUGAUUAAGACAGAACCGAUUGACGUCGAGCAGUGCUCGAGUGAUGAGCUGAAGCCAACAGAAUCUAGUCAACAGUUGAGUCAGGACAAGAACAAGGACGUUCCUGCACCAGCAUUCCAUAUGGUAGAAAUUAAGGUUGAACAUCACGAUGAAGUGGACUCUGAAGAGAGUGACGAAGCGUCUAAAUCUGCAGCGGAACCAAAGGACGAGGUACCAGAGAAAAUGGAACAAACAACUCAACCAAGUCCAAAUUCGUCAGUUGAAUCAGCUAAAGAGGACAAAGAAAUGGAAGUUGAACCAGCGGAAGAAGGCAACCCAGAAUGUAAUGAACCCUCAGAGCUCGUGGAAUGUGAUAAAUGCGGCAGAAAGUUCGACAAAUUGAAAAGCAUGAAGCUGCACUCUAUGAACUGUGAUGGAACAUUACCGACCCGACUUUUAACUUGCGAGCUGUGUAAAGCCUCAUUUCUCGACCGCCGUCUUUUGAACACGCACAUGAACAAACAUGAAGGCAAAACUCCAUUCCCAUGUCGCAAGCUCUGCAAAGCGUCCUUCAUUUCCGCCCAGAUCCGCAACCGGCACGAGCUCACCUGCUGCAACGAUCGCCGCAAGUGCACGCUGUGCGAGGAAGUCCUGCCCGACCAGAUGCGCCUGUUUGCGCACUACAGGCUCGCGCAUCCGGGAGAGCUCCGCUAUCCGUGCCCGACCUGCCACAAACGCUUCAAACGCAGAGACGCCCUCGCGUCCCACGAGCGCAGACUCCACUCCGAAAGUCGCCCGAAAACCGAAGCCUGCCAAAUCUGCGGCAAGAUGUUCGCCGAGCUGAACGAUCUCAAGGGGCACGUCAAGCUGAUGCACGAGAAUCCGGGCGGAACGCGCGCCAAGCCGGCUCAGUGUGAAGUGUGCGGUAAGCGGUGCAGCAAGCAGAACUCGCUGAACAUGCACAUGGCCGCGGCACAUCCGGAGCAGACGACGCAUGCAAACCUGGAAGCGUAUAGGCGGAGGUGUGUGCUGAAUAUGGAGCGGAAGCGGAGGAAGAAGUUGGUGGAUUCAAUUCCCCAGAUAAUGAACGCCCCAUCAUUCUGCGCGUUCUGUCUCCGGACAAGAAUUUCGCACAUGAAGCUGCACAAACAAGUCGCCGGAUGUUCGGACGAGCAGCGGCAGUGCUUCGCGCUGAUACUCGGAUACGACUUCCAGCUGGAGAGCUUUGCCGUCUGCCGACCCUGCUGGAAGCUGAUGGAGCUGCUGCAGGACUUCCGGCUGCGCUGCUUGAAAGCAAACAACCUGGUGGAGAGGAUCAGCCGAGGGAUGCUUCCGGGAAUAUACGAGGACGAUGGUUGGUUUUCGGAUAAUACUUGGGCCAAAAUCGAAAGCUUCCGGGCCGUUAUCCAACAGCAGAUCGUGCAGAUUGAGAAGAUGGAGGCGACUGCGGGAGAAUCCGAUUGCAAUGGUGAAUCAACGGAAGAGUAUGAUGAAAUAAAGAUUGAACCGGUGGAAAUUCAAGACGAAGUCGUCGAAUCAGAUCUGGAAUGUGAGGAAACUCUUCAACGCAAUAGCGUGAUGGAGUUCGAAUCCAGUGUUGACAGCAAUCUAACUUGUGAUGAACCCGCAAUAGAAAAGAAUUCAACUGGUUUAUUCAAAUGCAAGAAAUGUGACCAGAGUUUCAUAACUAACGAAAGGGUAAUGCAGCAUUUGCUGAACUGUGAUGGAACUUUUAAUCCCUUAGCUUGCAAUUUGUGUGAAGCGACGUUUACAGAACACAAACAACUGAUAACUCACUUGGUAUUUCAUUCUAGAGCCCAAAAUGUUGUCAAAUGCCGAAUUAAAUGUGCCAAAACAUUUAGUUCAAAAUCUAAUCGCUUGAGACAUGAGAAAACUUGCGACAAAGUUUAUCAAAAGUGUCCUCUGUGCGAAGCGCAUCUGGAUCUCGGACAAGAACCCCUGCACGAGCACUAUAGUCUUGUACAUCCAGCAGAACUGAAACAUCCAUGCACGAAAUGUGACAAACGCUUUCUAAACCAAGAACAAGUCAAAUCUCACGAAAAAGUAACUCACGCCGAGGGGCGCAUCAACGUGCCCUGUCCGGAGUGCGGAAUCAUGUUUGCCGAGGCCAAAGAUCUGAUCGUACACACCAAGCGAAUCCACAGCGAACUGUGGCUCUUUCAGUGUGACCAGUGUGGGAAACGACACCGUGAUAAGCAGUCGCUAGUGACGCACAUGGCCGAAGAUCACGCGAAGCUGGCACCGGAAACAGCGGCGACGCCAACUGUGGUCCGGAUGUGUGAACGAAAAGCUAAUCCGAAAAGGGCUGUGGAUAAGGAAUCGGGUGGUUCGAGUGCUUCAAAAGAGCCGCCGUUUAAGGGAUUAAAGUUAAGAUCUUUUCAAAUCAUUAGUCCGUGACUGUUGGAAAAGGUCGAGUCGAAUAUUCAUUACAUUCCUAUUUGAAUAAAAAUAUAAACUUUUCUUAAGAUGUUUGUUGUAUCGGAGAAAACUCGCACAGUUGGGCCACCGCAGAAGGAAAUAAAAGGACACGCGCAGUUAACAAACGA
Molecule: messenger RNA, 3467 nt
Organism: Culex pipiens pallens (northern house mosquito)
Lineage: Eukaryota; Metazoa; Arthropoda; Insecta; Diptera; Culicidae
Product: zinc finger protein 234-like
Exons: 5
Coding region: 517-3318 (933 amino acids)
Cellular component (GO): nucleus
Molecular function (GO): zinc ion binding
Source: RefSeq, a predicted model, not a curated record